Porites evermanni is the source of this 9600-nucleotide messenger RNA. The record is from the annotation of a GenBank genome assembly. Lineage: Eukaryota; Metazoa; Cnidaria; Anthozoa; Scleractinia; Poritidae.
AUGGCGGACGAAGGGGUUGAUCAAGACAGUCACCAAGAAAUUGCCGUAACAAGCCAUGAGAACAGGCGUAUUCAUUUCUUUGGACUUACUUUUCCUCCUUCUGGAUUUUUUGGACGAACUUUAACUCGAGGUUUUAUCGUUUUAGUGAGCUGGGCAGUUUUAUGGUCUGUUUUGGGUGACAAUGCUUUACCGCGCGGCAAUAUCUUCGGAAUUUUUAGCGUUGUUGUUCUUGCCGCUUUAGGCGGCUUUUUAACUAGAAAACUGUCUAGAGAUGCUCUUCCAUCUCUGCUGGGUAUGCUAGUAGUCGGCUUUGUUCUCAGAAAUGUGCCAGGAAUUAACGUGGCUCGUCACAUUGACAAAAAAUGGUCCGCCACUCUCAGAAGCAUGGCUCUUGUCGUUAUUUUGACGCGUUCUGGUCUUGAGCUCGACCCAGGUGCUUUACGAAGACUAAAAUUCACCGUUAUUCGUUUGGCUUUUUCUCCAUGCGUCGGAGAGGCUAUCACUGUGGCAAUUGUUGGGAAGUUCUUGAUAAAUAUGCCUUGGCUUUGGGGAUUGCAGCUUGGGUGCGUGAGUGACAUGUUAAUUAAAUGAUGUGAAAAUAUUUGAAAUGAUAAAUAUAUGAAUAUCGUGGAUUGGAACUGCAAAAUAAGAAAUAAAUGCAAAGAAGAUCAUCACUUAUUUCUUGAAAUUCAUAUGUUUAUCAUUUCAUCUUCAUCCUUCCCCGAGAUGUUACGAACCAAUGUAGUGACCAGCCCAGGGGGGGUACUCCGGGUUUCAAGUGACAGGGAUGAUCAAAUGGGAGGCAAAAAUUGAAACCGAAAAAAAAUCCCUAGGGCUUCAAACAAAACUCAAAAAAAUCCCUGGACCAAAAUUUAACGCCCAAAAAAUCUCAUGCUGAAUUUCUGAGCCUUAAAAAUUUCCAGAGGACCUACCUAGUCGAGAUACAUGGGAAUUGUCACGAAUCUUCAGAUUGUUUUGAAUACCCAAAAAAAAUCCCUGCUUCAAACAAGCUACCCAAAAAAGUACUUGCCAAAAUUUUCCUACACAAAAAAAUCCCGAAAUCAAAAAUUUCAAAACCAAAAAAAUCCUUUGAUCAUCGCUGUCACUUGAAAUCUGGAGUACCCCUCCUUGGAUGAACAGCUCCCAGUUAACUUGCUCUGAGUUCAGGUGGUUGGAGCACUGCAUCAGUAUUGCAGAGUUCAGGGUUUAAAUUCCGACAAGCCUGACUUUUUUUCAGGCUUUCUCAUAGCAACUGCAUAAGCUGCAUCUAUAACUGGGUUUCAAGACCUUCUUUGCAUUUGUGAAAAUAUUUAUUACUCAGAGAGUAUUUGUGACUGCUCAAUGCAGUUGAAUACAUGUGAUGACUGAUACAUGUGACUGCAUGAUGUGGUUGUAAUGUGUUAGCCCACAAUUGACCUGUUCACCACUGAGGUCUUCAGUAGCAUUAUAGUAAUGUUGUUACAGCAUCCUACAAUGGUGCAGAAAAUCCCAUAUAGAAUUCGGGUUUUUUCCGCGUUCUUCUCUCCACACAUACGUCUCAUUAAAUCUUUAAGUAAAAAAUCCCUAUUUAUCCUCUGUCAUUAUGGGGCUUUGGAAAUAAUGAAACAAAUAAUUCAGGUGGAACGUAACAUCCCAACUGGUAUGAGGCAUGGUAUGAGAGAAAUACACACACCCCGGUAAAUAGUGUCUGUAUACCACAUAGCCAGCUAAGUAUGUCAAUUAAGGUGAUUCCCUGGUUUUGCACUGCGCAUCUCUUACUGCGCAUAACAAGAUGGCCUCCGUAAAAAAGUAUGUGAAGUAACAUUAUUAAAAUGAAGUUGACCGAAGAGAAACGCUAUUGCAAUACGCUCUUCUCACUUAUGGUAAUAUGCCUGUCUAACCUUGUUUAUGGGUAAAAAUUCUUUUGAAAUUCAAAUACGAAAACGUCGUCUGAUUAGCAUUUCAAAGGACGUUUUACUCAAAAACGAGGUUAGACGGGCAUAUUACCAUACGUGAGAAGAGCGUAUUUUUGCUUGCGGUUGUUUCUUGCCGAGGUGAGACUCAAUGUGGUGGGAAUGUGCAUAACGUAAGCAGUAUGCGUGUUGCUGAGUUCGACAUCCUCAUGGAGAACCUCGAUAGUGGAUGUUUAAUUUGUGCUUAUUCACUUUGAUUUUCAUUUAAAUGCUUUCUUUAUCACAUUUUGUCCUUAAUGUGAUAUCUCGAUGUAAAUUCUGUAAGAACGGAUUUUUUAAUACUUUCUUCCCCCUUUCCCAUACAUUCUAAAAUUCUGAAAAUUCUGAAACUCGCCCCAGUCCUCUCUCAAAAAUGAAGGAAAAAUGCAUUUGGUGCGCACUUUCUGCAGCUCUACCGCAAAAACGAGUACGGUGACCCCCAUUUUUUAUUUCAUGAUUUUAAUAAGGCUAGUGCUUCCUUUCGGUGGGAAAAAAAUUGGCACAAAUCUAUGUUCAGUUUUUUGGCAAUUUUACUAAAUUGUACGGAUUGAGCUAUCACGUGUCGAAUAGCGCGUGUCCAAUUUAAUUCUACUUUGGAGCGUAAAGUAAAAACAAGGGCAUUAAAAGGCAUUUUUCUAGUACGUAAGUGGAUAAACAAUACAUUAAAGUCAAAUUCUGUGCGAUACCACAUGCUUCAUCGAAAAAAUCUUUCCUUUUUGUCUAGUUUUGGGCUGCGCGCGGUUUUUGGUCCAAAAUAGUUGUAUUUAUCGGCAUUGUGACGUCAAAACGAGCACGGUGACCCCCACUUUUUAUUACCUUUUUAUCAUCUUGACUUGUUACAUCAGUGUACCAAGUUUCAUCCACAAUCUAUGUUAGGUUCUUUUACUAGGGAAUCACCUUAAGUAAUAGAUCAAGUAAUACACCCUAUGACCCUGUGGCUUAUACAUGUAUGGGUAGUCUAGUUGAACUUUUUAUCUCACGUUGUAGUAUUUUUUAUAGGUUUGUUCUAGGAGCAGUCACACCAGCAGUUGUAGUUCCUCAGCUUCUCACUCUACAACGAGAAGGUUUUGGUGUUGAACAGGGAAUCCCCACUUUAGUGAUGGCAGCAUCAUCUUUUGAUGAUGUCAUUGCAAUAAGUUUGUUUGGCAUUUUUCUGGGUAUUGCAUUCUCAGAAGGUUAGUAAGUUUUACAGUCAAACCAAGAAAACCGUGAACUCCAGAAAUAUUUCUGAAAUGUUAUUGUCUUACGAGAGAAAAGACAAUCAGUGUGAGAAAACUAAGCCACAAGCAAGAAUGUUAACUAGUUUGUGGUUUUGUGGCCAUUUCAGGUGUCCUGAUCUUUGCUGUGAUUGGUCAUAACACAAUAAACAUUCCUGAGAUAUUUAAGUGUUCGCAGUUUUCCCAGUUGCACUGUAACCUUUUGCAGAGCAUAUGCAUGUUAGUUGUCGAUAUUACUAUGCAUUCAUCCUGAUACAUUUUUUUUGUUCAUUCACUAACUUCAUCGGGGGACCCCUUAAUUCAUUCCUCAAUUCAUUAUUAAAGUAACUGAGAGUCAGAGUAUCUUUCUGUACUGCUUCCACGUUCUGGCCCCAGUCUUCAGUUGUGUUGUGUUUAAGUGAUGGAUGGAGGAGUAAAAUGUCAUGUUGGGGGUGAAGGAAGUAUGUUUGGUUCUUUGAAUGUGUUUUUGAGAUGAUGAGGGGGCCAAGGUGCAUUCCAUCUGAUUUGUCACUGGUCUUAAAGAUUGUCUGUGUGUGUGUUGCUAGCUUUUGUAAUCAAUAAGUCUAUACAAUUUCUUGAAUCUCACAUGCAUGCAGAUCAUCUUCCAAACAGGUACCUGUUUUUGUUUUUGUUUUUAACAAAGUCUCUGUUGUAUUUCACCCUCCUUUUUAACAGGGAACAUGGUGUUUAACAUCUUCAGAGGUCCCGUUGAGCUGUUAAUGGGUUUGGUAUUUGGAAGUCUGGUGGGGGCUUUAUGUUGGUUCUUACCAAGCAAAACUGAGGUAAAGUUAACUUUGCUCACUUACUUUUCCUAGAUUGCAUAGAAUGAAAGAAUCAAUCACUUUUAUGCCUCAGCCAGUGAUUUUUCUAUUGAUUGUAUGUUGUGUAAUUCAGUUGACCUUCCAUAUGUGACCACCUCUUGUAAGCAACCACCUCAGCUCCAAUAAGAAACUAGCCUGAGAAAACAGCCAACAUUUGGCGAUGCUACCACUGGUUUCCCUGCCAAAUGACAUCUGAGAAAUGAGCGCAGAAAUUCUAUACUGAUGAAGCGUCACUACCCAGAUCUGGGUAGUGGCGCUUCAUCAGUAUAGAAUUUCUACGCUCAUUUCUCCGACAUCAAUUGGCGGGGAAACCAGUGGUAGCGUCGUUAAAUGUCGGCUGUUUUCUCAGGCUAAUAGGCAACCUAUCCAAAAUACCACAAUUUUCCCAUUUAACCCUUUAAGUCCAAAAGUGACCAACAUCUAUUUUCUCCCAACAAUAUCAGUACACAAUCAAGAGAAAAGGUUGUGAGAAUUAAUGAAAUAAUCACCUAAGAGAAAAUGCUUUGAUCUUCUUCCAAAUUCUCUCAACUUAUUCUUUAUGGAAAUGUAUAGAGAUCAGUUUGGAGAAUUUGUACAUGGAUAUUGGGGGCUUAGAGGGUUAAAGCCUUACAGCUGGAACCUCUCCUAACAACCCCCUCCUGUAAGUGACCAUGACCACUUUUCCAUCAUUUUGAACCUCUUGUAAGCAACCACAAGGCAUGGUCUGAUAGCAAAGUAUUCUAUAUAUAUUACCCUACUCAGAAUACAGAAAGAACUAUGAGUGAAAACAUGAAAGUACACAUAUCUUAACUUUUGCAUGCAAUAAAUUCUCUUCUGUAAGGUACAUUUAGAUAUGUCAAGACCUCUUCUCAGAAGAAAAUCCCUAUGUUUCGAUUCUUUUAAGCGACCACCUUCCAUAAGGGACCACUAAGUCUUCACAUUUUGGGUAGUCACUCUCAGGAGGUUUGACUGUAUUACUCAUUUUCCUUUAUUUUUUCAUGCAGACAGACAGAUCUCGUAAUAGGUUUGUGAUUCUUCUUGGCUGUGCCUUGCUCUCUGUUUUUGGAAGUAACAUGGCUCAGUUUUCAGGAGCUGGAGCUUUGGGUGUGCUUGUGAUGGCUACUGUGGCAGCGUAUGGCUGGGGAGACUCAGAAAAGGUUGGUUGGUCAGUAAUGAAGUUAAUGCCAAAUUCCAUUGCAUGAGAGUACCAUGACAUGUUUUGACCACAUAUUAGCUUUAUAUUACUGUGUGCAUUUUAUCAGCUCAUGCAAAUUUUUUUAUUCUUGACUAGAAAUUCUAAAAACCCUGCAAUUAUUUUGAUUAGAGAAUAUAUAGUGAAACCUUGAUGUAAGGAAGGGCCAAGGGACUGACAAAUAUAAUUAUGCUUACUAUGAGGUUUCAUUAUAUCAAGGUUCUUUUCCAUAUAUUUUGGUAUUACUGGGAUGAGGAAUAUUGAUCAUUAAUAUAACAAGGAUUUUCUGAUACAGAGGUCUCAUGGUUAAUCAAGGUUCCACUGUAAAUUUGCUAACUCUUGGUUGGUUAUGUCACAGGUCAAAUUUGAUUUCAGGUUGAGAUAUUUUUUCCUGGGUUGGUUCUCAUAGGGCUGUGAGCCAAAGGGAAGUAAGAAUCAACCUAGCCUUAAACCAAAAUUAAUCUGAAAUCAAAUUUGACCUGUAACAGUUACAUGCAGAUCUUAAGGUUUCCUUGUUUUUGUGUUGUGGUAAUUUUAGGCUCUUAUUGCUGAUGCUAUGGCCAUUGUGUGGGAAUUUUUUCAGCCUCUGCUGUUUGGUUUAAUAGGUGCUGAAGUUAGCAUUGAAUACAUGGAUAGUGCACUAAUUGGUAAGCCUCUGUAAUGUAAAUGUGUAAUAGUUAUUGUCUCUGUGAAAACAUACUCAGUAUACAGCUAUUUUGAAAAAGGCUGUCGGGAAAAACUGUCCAUGCCACAAUCCAAGGUAAUAUGGGAUAUGAUCAAUACACUGUUCCUGACACUGUAGCUGUCGAACCUACUUUUGUUGCUUUCCCUUAGCACUCGUAAACAUACAUCAAUGGCCUCUCGUGCCAUUCUUUGAAAUUUCUUUGAACAAAACAGCGAACUCAAAACCACCCACAAUAUCUUUCGUGAUUGUCGCGUGCACUAUUUCCGACAACCUUUCUCGAAAUAGCUGUAUAUGUAGAACUAAGUCUAACAAAGUACUAGUCUGGGAGGUUUGUAUGUUGCUCGGGGCUUCUUUUUAUUCUUUGCCAAGAGUACAAAGUAAGAAACAUUUUUGGUUAUCCUUUUCUGCCCUGGGUACUUUCUAGCCAUGCUGGCAAUGUUACAUUUACAAAAUUACAUGUCAUUUGGAUGUAAAAAAGACUGCUCACAUCCUCUCUAUAUUUUAACGAAAACUGGAAGAAACGUGCCAAAUAGCAAGCCAACCGGUGAAACCGGCUGAAACCUAAGCACGCGACUGACCGAACACAAACGCGCGACGAGGACUGGUGACGUCAACAAUCACAUUGCUGAGCACCAUUUAAAGACGAAACUUAAAAUUGACUGGGACUCUGCGACAUGUAUAACGUAUUCUACAGACUACUAUCAACGUUUUACUUUAGAAAGCUGGUUUACUAACUUAGAACAAACGCUACUGAAUCGUGGCCAACAGUUACCAGCGCCGUACAAACGACUUAUUGACGAGAUCAAGCAAAACUAAAUACGAGAGAAUGACUGGAGAACUGACAAUUUGACUAACAAUAGACGGAUCGAAACGCACCAAUUGCUGAUUACGAGUCUUCAUGGCCAAUAACAUCACGGCUUAACUGACAGACGACCAAUAACAUCGCGACGUAGUUGACCAAUCAGAUCAAUAACCAGUGAGUAUAAUACCAUCAACUGACGUGAUACAACUCACUUUGACUCUGAAGAUGACUACCGCACAGGUUGUCGAAACGUCAGUCACUGUCAACAACAACAGUCCUAUUCAGGACUACGUUCACCCGGACGAUCAAACUCAACCUACCUUUAAAAUGAAUGCAGGAGUGGGGCACUUAUGUCCAGAAACGUAAGAAAACUCGGAACUUGGAUACUUAAUGCAAUUAAUUCUUAUUUCCAUUGAUUGCAUUAAGGUAAGGGCUAGGAAUAGAUGACAAUUCGUGAUGUCUGCCAUAAAGAGCAAAAAUCUCGACAACUUGCAGUCCUUGACAUAUCUGGGUGGGGGGGGGGGCAUUGUAGCGGGAGUCCAGUCUCACGUUCAGUCCCUUUUAUCCCAUAAAGAUAAGAGAAAAUGGAGAGCUCUGUAAACUGUAAAAAGUCCAUUGGUUCAAGAUUUUUGUGUUAUUCCAAUGUAGGUAAAGCUUUUGCUUUGCUCACAGUAGCCAUGGUUGUUAGACUGAUAGUAACUUUCUUGGUUGUGUCUGGAAACAAGCUCAGUAUUAAGGACAAGAUUUUCGUGGCGAUUGCUUGGUCACCAAAAGCCACAGUACAGGUAAGACCCCAGGCGUAUGCCACAAUAGGAUGAAUGUGAACAAUUUGGUUGGCAUUUCAACGCGUAUUACUGUAUAUUGGCUAAGAAACUACAUUUUAUUAUUGAAAUCAGUGCAACCUACAGAUUAGUUAGUCGGUUAUCUGCCAGCUAUUCUUUAGGUUGCGCAGGCCAUUCAUGAUAUCAAGAGCCCGGUUGAAAUGUCAACCUGACUUCUGUUCGACGUCGCGUUUGUCGUUGUUUUCCAUGAAACGAUGUAUUGUUAAAAAAAGUAUUGGAAACUAUCGAACAGCCGUUUCAAGUUUUGCGGGGGCUAAAAAUGCUAACAUAAAACCUACUGCUUUUCAGUCUAAGGACUUACUUUUCCUCCGUAUAUUAUAAAUGCUCGUAGCUCCAAACUAGGUUGAAAUGAUUUUGACCUGACUAUUGUAUGGCAAAGCGAUAAUGCCGGUGGCGAAAACGUCUCUUAAAAAGUGAAUUCAUGCUGUCUCCAAAUUAAUCGCUCUUACUCCAUGUCAAUCAAUUUGUCAGAUAUUGGUGACUUUUUUCUGGAGUUGAAUUUUAAAGGACUGUAUCUAGUUUAAAAAGAAUUAGCAGGCGUUGUCUUGAGUUCACGUCCUCGGCUCCACAAAAUGCGUUUGAAAUUAGGCAGUUUCACGUCGUGGACAUGCAACGACGGAAAGGAAAUGGUAAAAAAUCGUGAUGCAAGUGCAAAGUUGUUGUUUUACCAAUCUAAUCCUAUUACUUUUUUUCCAUUUUUGUUGCCGUCUCGUCGUCAUCGUUGCUUAAUCCCCGUAUUGUCUUCACAGGCCGCCAUAGGGUCAGUAUCAUUGGACAUGGCGCGCGAACGAGGUUUUACCGGUAUGCUUCAGGAAGAGCUCGGAAUUCAGGUAAUAACAGUUUAUAAUCCCCUUCUGGUUACUCUUUUCGUACUUGUACACGUCCAAUGAUGCCAGAAAGGGUUUAAAUACCCAUGAUAGCCUGCUCAUUCCUUUCUGGCCCUGUACAUGUAGCUCAGUUGGUAAAACGGUUAUCUAAAGUUGAGGCAGUGGUCUUUUUUCUCUUUCCGGCUCUGGGACAAUUUCCGGAUUUUAGGCUAUUGCCGAGGUUGACACCUCAUGCUCUUUUUUGACGGAACAAAUAGAAAAGCUUUAGUAGUCUUUGGCUAGGAACGGCGCUGUAGUCUGAAUUUAGGAUAUUGAUGUGAGAAUUUAUGGCCAUUUUUAAUUUUGACGUCCGAAAUUAGAUGCAGUUGUUGCUAAUCGCCUUGAGAACGUUCUCGGAAACCUUGCUGCGCUCUGUUACUGUCGAUUUUAAUACAACUUUUGGUUUUUGGUAAGCUUGCUAUCGAGACUCAGGACUGAUGAAAGCUUUUCUUAACUGAAAUGUACUAGGUAUGUGCAGAUUUAAUUUGCAUUCGCUGGGUGAACGCGUGUUUUCGUUCGUGUAAUCGUCACGGCAGCCACGGCUUUACGAACAUAAAAAAGCAAUUUUCGCUCGCCCAAAAAAUACGCCCUCAUUGCAGACUAGUGCAGUUUCUAAUACGAUCAUCUCGUUAUUACGGCCAGUUGUUUUCGGCCCGGCAAAGCGGCCACACAUCUUCCUAUAAAAAAAAUCCGUUAAUGCGAUCACCCGUUAAUACGGCCAACUGCCACAUUUUACAAUCCCAAACAGUAGAAACCCUUAUAAUUUCAACCCGAUAAUACGACCACUUGUUCAAAAUUUAGAAAAUUAAAAUGCCUGCGACAUGUCAAUUUUAGUGAUCUAGUAAUCUGAACUUAUUCUUGUACUGUUCUUAGACUACCGUACACUUAAAAUGCACUUGUAGCGAUUUAUAGCCGAAUUCUAAAAGAGUUUCAUGUACUAAACGAAAAUUUUAGGUAGUUUUUUUCAAUUACUGUACGCGAUAUCUACAUUCCGGUUGUUUAUUAAUGAGAACAAUACGGUGAAUGCGAUGCACGGUGUAUUUGUCAUUACGGCCCUGACCUACUUAAAAUUGCCAUUAACUUUACAGAUAUUGACCAUAGCCGUGUUGUCUAUCCUUCUCACGGCUCCAACUGGAGCAGUAGGAAUUGCCGUCUCAGGCCCCCGGUUGCUGCGAAGGUCCGAAACGAAACAAGAGACUGGAGACAAAGGAGAGGUGGAACCCAUUCUAGAUGGUUCCAAUCCCCAGAUGGAUUCAACUCUGUAA